Molecule: messenger RNA, 3822 nt
Organism: Pimephales promelas (fathead minnow)
Lineage: Eukaryota; Metazoa; Chordata; Actinopteri; Cypriniformes; Leuciscidae
Gene: fbxl2
Product: F-box and leucine rich repeat protein 2
Biological process (GO): SCF-dependent proteasomal ubiquitin-dependent protein catabolic process
Cellular component (GO): SCF ubiquitin ligase complex
Molecular function (GO): protein binding
Source: RefSeq, a predicted model, not a curated record
GUGACGUCACGGCAGCCACUGUUUUGAACCCCUAGAGCGCACGAGCGCGUCUUAGCUCCAGUGCUAAUAAAAUGGAUUAUUCUUCAAGCUUAUUUCCCAGACAGUUGUUGCAUAUGAUUGGCGUGGUUUAAAGAUUAAGCAGCACUCACUUAAGGCAGGAAUUUGCACUCGAGCGGAAAUGUAGUCAGAGAGGCAGCUCGGGAGGCGGAAGUGAUGUUAGAGCAGCAGUCUGCUCCGUCCAUGUUAUUAUUGUUAUUUUGGCUGUGUGAUGGUUCACGGACGGCGGCCAGCCCGGGAUUCCUCCGGUUACCAGCGCGUACACGAACGGCUAGAAGGCCACACGUUACAGCUGCGCGUCUGUCUCACGAUAGUUUGAUCGCCAGAGUUGACAAAACGCGCAAACGUCGCUGUGCGCAGCGCUCGCCGAGGACUGUCUUUAUUAUUGACACUGCAACAGACAUGAACGGCAUCACCAAGGGCAGAUUUGAGGUGUUCUCAAACAGUGAUGAGGCCCUUAUUAACAAAAAACUUCCCAAAGAGCUUCUGCUCAGGAUUUUCUCCUACCUGGAUGUAGUUACAUUGUGCCGGUGUGCUCAAGUCUCCAAGGCUUGGAAUGUUCUCGCUUUAGAUGGAAGCAACUGGCAGAAGAUCGAUCUCUUCAACUUUCAGACGGAUAUUGAGGGACGUGUGGUGGAGAACAUCUCGAAGCGAUGUGGAGGCUUUUUGAGACAGCUCAGUCUUCGGGGUUGCCUCAGUGUGGGAGAUGCCUCCAUGAAGACUUUUGCACAGAACUGUCGCAACAUUGAACAUCUGAACCUCAACGGCUGCACCAAGAUCACGGACUCCACCUGCAUCAGCCUUAGCAAGUUCUGCUCCAAACUCCGUCACCUUGACCUGACCUCCUGCGUGUCCAUCACCAAUCAUGCACUUAAGGCCUUAAGUGAGGGCUGUCGUAUGUUGGAGAAUCUGAACCUGUCCUGGUGUGAUCAGAUCAUGAGUGAUGGCAUCGAGGCUCUCAGCCGUGGCUGCACAGCUCUCAGAGCUCUGUUUCUGAGAGGUUGCACACAGCUUGACGAUGCUGCACUGAAGCACCUUCAAAAGCACUGUCCUGAGCUCAUGACAAUCAACAUGCAAUCAUGCACCCAAAUCACAGAUGACGGCUUUGUGAGUUUGUGCCGGGGUUGUCACAAACUGCAGAUGGUCUGUGUGUCUGGAUGCAGCAACAUCACUGACGCUUCUCUGACUGCCCUCGGCCUCAACUGCCAACGGCUCAAGAUCCUGGAGGCUGCUCGCUGCUCACAUGUGACUGAUGCUGGUUUCACUGUUCUUGCCAGAAAUUGUCAUGAAAUGGAGAAGAUGGAUUUAGAGGAAUGUAUUUUGGUGACUGAUAACACUCUGGUUCAGCUCUCAAUCCACUGCCCUCGUCUGCAGGCGCUGAGCCUGUCACACUGUGAGUUGAUAACAGACGACGGGAUCAGACAUCUGAGCAGCAGUGUGUGUGGUCAGGAGCGUCUGCAGGUCGUGGAGUUGGACAACUGCCCCUUGAUCACAGACAUUACACUGGAACAUCUCAAGAGUUGCCAGCGUCUAGAACGCAUUGAGCUCUAUGACUGCCAGCAGGUCUCCCGCGCAGGCAUCAAACGAAUCCGGGCUCACCUUCCCGAGAUCAAAGUCCACGCUUACUUCGCCCCGGUCACACCACCUCCAUCAGUCCACGGAGGAGGCCAGCGUCUCUGCCGCUGCUGCGUCAUACUCUGACAGAAGGAGGAGCCUCUGGGAGACGCCAUAGAAAGUCAAGCUGUCAGUCAAGCUGUAAACUCCUCCCUGCCCCUGCUCCACACCACUAUGAGGCGCUGUGUGGGGUUGUGGCUACAGGAGGCAUGGCUUGUUCAACGAGCGUUUGCCUGGCAGCGUGAUUGACCUGAACAAAAAAACGCAAAAUAAAUACAAUGCAACGUGACAAAUACUACGUACAUACAAUACCACUUACCUGGAUGUACAAGGAGAAAAAUCAAGGAGCUACCAUGUAAAAUAUUUCAUUUUUGGAUAUAUAGAAAACGAAAUACUUAAAGCAUUAUGGAACUACUAAAUAUAGAAGGAAUUUUGUUUGAGGCAUUUUGAUGCCGUUUCGACGACUACACAGUGUUUACGUCCUGCUCCUCUUCCUCAACCAAUAGGAUUGCAUUCUAUUACGCUGAGAACAAAUAGAAAAAAACAGAAAACGAGCAGCAGGAUGGAAUUCUCUGGAGUUUUGUAGGAUACGCCUCCCGCCGAUUGAUCAUGUGACUUUCUCAAACCUGAGAGGUGGAAACUUUGAGCGUCUCUGUCUGGUUUUGCGCGCGCGUGUGUGUGUGUGAGAAUGUUAAAUAUAGAAAAUGAAAUAUAACACUACAACAAAUCAACCCACAUAAAAACUGGAGUACAAUGGUUUUUAUUUUCUGUUUGUGCUUACCGUAAUUUGGAGAGGACGAAAAAAAAUCACAGUUGAAAUCAUGUGAGCAGACGAGGGGAAGAGAACGACUGAGAUUGUGCAUGCAAGAUAAAGUCGAUUUUGCUCCAGUUGUGGAGUUACAAGUACGUCACAAUUGAUGUGAAUGUUCAAAUUUAGACAACAUGUGCUAAGGUUGGGGGGGAUAUUUUAGUUUCACAAUGUUUCAGUGCAAUAUUGAAAGCCCAGGCCAUGUGACAGGAUUUAGAAGAACACUCCUUAUUCAGGCAUUUCCUUAGUAUUCUCAAUCACUUCAUUUACUUCACUUCACUUCACUUCACUUCACUUUUCAUGUCAUUAAAGGGAAAGUCCACCCAAAAUAAAAAAUUCUGUCAUCAUUUAAGCUAUUUUGAAAAAUGUCUCUGCGUUUGGACCCCUUUCUGCUAAACAUUCUCUGUCUGUUGUAGUUCACAGUUCGAAACAACAUGAGGAUGAGUAAAUGAUGACUGUAUUUUCAUGUUGAUCUACAUCAGAUUUGAGCAUAAUAUGAUGCAAAAAUCAACAGUUGGAAUACGUCAAGGCAAAUAUAUCAAACUUAACCCAUGCAAUCUUGAUUUAAAUGGACAGUUCAGCCAAAAUGUUAGUGUCUGUUAUCUGCUCACCCUCAUUUUGCUUCAAAAACCUGACUUUUUUUGUGUGUGCAGCACAAAAUAUUAGUCUCUGUCAACAUACACUUUCAUUGUAUGGAUCAAGAUGCAAUGAAAAUGAGUUUCAUUCUAUCUGAAAUUUCCUUUUGUGUUUUGCAGGAUAAAGAAAUGUGGCUUUUGGUACAAAGUGAAUGAUAUUUUUGGGUGAACCAUCUUGUGCAUAAUACUGUUCAACAGGGAGUUGCGUAACAUUGCAUAUUUAAAAACAUGAGUCUUGCUGAUGAAAACAGCUGCUGAGUUGAUCAUGUAGUCAAUGGAAAAGGGUUUUUUUUUGUCGGUGUGAGUGCCUUUGAUUUUGCAACUAGAGGGAGGGGUGGGUUACACACAGAAAUGCUCGACUCAGGGCUGCCGUGAAGUUCAUCACAUUUUUUUCUCUUGUAUUUACCCAUAUUUAGCUGUUUUUUUACCAUUGGAUAUGAUGAUGUCAUUAUAUCAAUGCAUACACCAGUGAUUCCAGUAUUCUUUAUCUCAACCAUGGAACCACUUUAGAAGGCAAUGCUAAACCUGUCAAAGAAAGUGAUUUGUUAUUUUUAUUUUUAUUUUUUGUUGUUCUGUAACAGCUAAUCGGUUCCCCUCCUUUUCUCCCAUAUUUUUUUGACAAAGAUGAAACAAGUUACCUGAAUGUCCUUGUGUUCUGGUUGUUAAUGUGACAUUUCUUUAAAUAAAAGAUCUGAGCAGUGUGUCACA